GUCUUCAAGGGCUGUAAAAUCACAGUGUCGUCCACCAGUCCUGAUCGCACUCGAACCAGUCAACCUUCAUCGACCUAUUCGAGACUUCACGCAGUGCUUGGACACUAACUGAACCAGCAUCGUCGUGGGAUAUACCCUACGAGUAACUCGACUAACUAUACAUGCUGUAAGUUUGGACUACUCGACCGACCAGCAUGGGGAAUAAAGCCUCGGCAAGUUUUUCAGUCGAGGCAUCGGCGUCUGCCGAUGCGUCUGCCGAUGUGCCGGCGGGGGAGCCUGUCAAGAAGAAGAGACGGCUGAGUUUCAACCUCCGUAACUCAUUUCGUCGGUCCGGCCGGGAACGACGAAGUAAGCGACGAGCAGGACGAGGAGCCGAAGCGGGCGCGAAUGUCAGUGUGGAAGCCGAGAAGCCCAACGUCGACAUGGAUAUCGACGCAUCAGCUGCGGCUGGUGCUGGAGCUGGAGUGGGCGUGGGCGCUGGACUCGACGCUGGACUGAGCGCAAGAGGAGGUGCCGGAGUAAGUGCAGGUGGUGGAGCCGUGGGAAAGGCCCCAUUAGCAAUAGACGAACUAGCACAGGCACAACCAGACCUUGAUACAGACGCAAGUGCCGCGAUGUCUCUCGGAGGUUCGGUCGGAGGUGGAUUACCAUCAGGUUCUGUCGGAAUCGGCUUGCCUUCAGCAUCACUCUCUGUCGGGGGGAGUGGUAAUGCUGGAGCAGAUGUUUCCGGUGGAGCUGGAGUUGGUAUAAGUGGAAAUGCUCCAUCAGCCAAAGUUGACCUGGGAGGAGCGCCAAGUGUGGACGUUGGUGGAAAAGGAGGUGCUGGUCUGAAUGUCGAUGCACCAAAUGUUCAAGUUGGCAAGAAGGGGAAAGGCUCAUUACCAAGAGGAAUGUUCAAAAAGAAAGGAGGUGCAGGUGCCAAAGGAGACCUCAGUGCCGAUGCUUCUUUACCAGAUGCAGAUGUUUCACUCGAUUUUGGAGCCAAAUCGAAACCACGCAAAAGGAAGAGGCCGGGAUUCUUUGCAAAAUUAGGAUUUGGUGGUGACUCAUCGUCAUCAUCCGACUCAUCUGACGAUGAAGGUGAAGGAAACAUUAAACUGAAAGGACCUAAAUUUGGAGGAGGAGUCUCUGGUGGUGCCAACAUGGAUGUACCUCAAGGAGGUGCUUCUGCAGGACUUGAUGUUAAUGCUCCGGGCGGGAACAUUGAUGCAUCAUUACCAUCAGGUGAUGCAUCCUUAGCUGUAAAACCACAAAUUGAUGCUUCAGUGAAAAUGGGAAAACCAAAAAAAUCAAAGAAAGGAUUUGGAUUUGGAUUUGGAGGUGGUGCGAAGGGAGACGUUCCAAGUGGUGAUGUUUCUGUAGGUGGAGGAGCAGACAUUGGAGGAGGAAUCGGUGGUGGCAUUGGGGGUGGUGUUGAUGUUGAAGGACCAGAUGCAAAAGUAGACCUUGAUGGAGACGCCGACAGAAAAGGAAAGGGAAGGUUUGGUUUCAAAAUGCCUUCUCUUUCCUUUGGUGGAAAGGGGAAGAGUCCAACGGCAGACCUAAAAGCUGAUGUACCAUCAGGAGAUGUUGAUGUGAAAGGGGAUUUACCAUCUGGACGUAUGGGUGGUGGAUUUGGAGGAGGACUAAAUGUUGAUGCUGAUCUUCCAUCUGCAGGCCUGAAAGUAGGAGGUGAUGUGCCAUCAGCUGGUGUAAACAUAGGUGGAGGAAUUGAUACCCCUAAAGGUGGAUUUGGACUUGGUGGUCAUGGAGGCGUCGAUGUUGAUGGGGGUGUAGAUCUUCCUUCUGGGCGAAUAGGAGGUGGAAUCGAUGCACCAUCUGCCAACAUUGGAGGAGGUUUUGGAGGUGGUUUGGGUGGUGGAGGCAUAGAUGUAAAUGCACCCAAAGUAGGCAUAAACGCUGGUGGAGAUGCCAAUCUGCCAUCAGGAGGAGUUGAUGUUAACUUGCCAUCUGGAAGAAUUGAUGGUCCUAAAGGGGGCUUUGGACUUGGUGGUGGUGGAGGCGUCGAUGUUGAUGGGGGUGUAGAUCUUCCUUCUGGGCGAAUAGGAGGUGGAAUUGAUGCACCAUCUGCCAACAUUGGAGGAGGUUUUGGAGGUGGUAUGGGUGGUGGAAUUGAUGUUGCCAAGCCUGAACUUGAUGUCAAUGUGAAAACUGCUAAGCCCAACAUUGGAGGAGGUUUUGGAGGUGGUAUGGGUGGUGGAAUUGACUUGCCAUCUGGAGACCUCAAGGCUGGUGGAGAUGUACAGAUGCCCAAAGGAAGCAUAGGACUAGGUGGAGGAGGGGAUAUUGGAGGUAACUUACCAUCCGGUGAUAUCAAGCUUGGCGGUGGAAUGGACAUGCCUUCAGGAGACAUUGGCAUGAAGGGGGGCUUCGGAGGAUCUGGAGGUGCUUCUUUACCAUCAGGCGGUAUUGGCAUUGGAGGUGGAAUAGGUGGCCCAUCUGCCAACUUUGGCGGAGGUGCAGGAGGUGGCAUUAACAUGCCUUCAGGAAACGUAGGAAUGGAUGUUGACACACCAAAAAUUGGAUUAGGAGGAGCUGGUGGGAUUGAUCUACCCUCAGCAAGAGUGGGAGGUGGAGCUGAUGUUGAUGCAGAUCUUCCAGAAGCAUCUCUUGGAGGAGGUGGCAACUUUGGUAGGGGUAUUGGAGGCAAGGUUAAAGCUCCAGACGCAGACCUUGAUAUGCACCUGAAACCGAAGAAGAAAAAGAAGAAGGGAGGGUUCAGUUUCAAGUUACCUAAAUUUGACUUUAACUUUGGUGGUAAAGGAGAUGCAGAUAUGGAUGUCGAUGCUGAUGUCAAGGGUGGAGCUGACAUUGACAUUGAUGGUCCAAAGCUAAAGGGAGAUGUAAGUGGUCCAGAUGUCGAUAUAGAUGCAGGUGGGAAAAAGAAGGGAAAGUUUGGCUUUGGCUUCAAAGGACCCAAGUUUGGAGGCCACGGUGGAGCUGGAGUUGAUGCUGACAUUGAUGUUGCCAAGCCUGAGCUUGAUGUCGAUGUGAAAACUGCUAAGCCCAGCAUGAGUGGAGAUGCUGACUUACCAUCAGGUGGAUUUGGACUUGGAGGAGGAAUUGGAGGGGGGAUUGGCGGUGGAGCUAAUGCAGAUCUCUCAGUUGAUGGUCCUGAUGUUGAUAUCAAGGGACCAAAACUGAAAGGUGACAUCUCAGGCCCAGACCUUGAUGUAAAUGGACCCGAUCUGGAUAUCGAUGUAGAUGGAAAGAAAAAGGGCAAAGGUGGAUUUGGAUUUGGACUGAAAAUGCCCAAAUUCGGAUUUGGAGGCCAUGGCAAAGGUGAUAUCGAUGUAGAUGCAGAUGUUGGUGUUGUCAAACCAGAAGGUGAUAUCAAAGUAAAGACUGGCAAGCCUGAUAUCGGAGGUGAUGUUGAUUUACCAUCUGGUGGAGUUGGCCUGGAUGUUGGAGGAGGGAUCGGUGGAGGACUCGGUGGAGGACUAGACAUUGAUGCUAAUGGUCCUGAUGUUGACAUAAAAGGACCAAAAGUUGGAGGUGACAUCUCAGGCCCAGACCUUGAUGUAAGUGGACCUGAUCUGGACAUUGAUGGAGGUGGAAAGAAGGGCAAAGGUGGAUUUGGAUUUGGAAUGAAAAUGCCUAAAUUUGGAUUUGGAGGCCAUGGCAAAGGUGAUAUCGACGUAGAUGCAGAUGUUGAUGUUGAAAGACCUGACCUUGAUGUCAGUGGUGAUGCAGACCUUCCAUCAGGAGGAGUCGGCCUGGAUAUCAGCGGUGGAGCUGGAGGUGAUAUUGAUGCUGACCUACCCAAAGGAGACAUUUCAAUUGAUGGACCUGAUGUAGACAUCAAAGGCCCUAAAAUCAAAGGCAGCGGUAAGAAGAAAGGCAAAGGUGGAUUUGGGUUUGGAAUGAAAAUGCCCAAAUUCGGAUUUGGAGGCCAUGGCAAAGGUGAUAUUGACGUAGAUGCAGACGUUGAUAUUGAGAGACCUGACCUUGAUGUCAGUGGGGAUGCAGACCUUCCAUCAGGAGGAGUUGGCCUGGAUGUUGGAGGAGGGAUCGGAGGCGGACUCGGUGGAGGACUAGACAUUGAUGCCAAUGGUCCUGAUGUUGACAUCAAGGGGCCAAGAGUUGGAGGUGACAUCUCAGGCCCAGACCUUGAUGUUAGUGGACCUGACCUGGACAUCAGUGGAGAUGGAAAGAAGAAGGGCAAAGGUGGAUUUGGAUUUGGACUGAAAAUGCCCAAAAUUCAUGGACCCAACUUCGGAUUUGGAGGCAAUGGCAAAGGUGAUAUCGAUGUAGAUGCAGAUGGCGGUGUUGUCAUACCUGAAGGUGAUAUCAAAGUAAAGACCGGCAAGCCUGAUAUCGGAGGUGAUGUUGAUUUGCCAUCUGGUGGAGUUGGCCUGGAUGUUGGAGGAGGGAUCGGAGGCGGACUCGGUGGAGGACUAGACAUUGAUGCCAAAGGUCCUGAUGUUGACAUCAAGGGGCCAAGAGUUGGAGGUGACAUCUCAGGCCCAGACCUUGAUGUAAGUGGACCUGACCUGGAUAUCGAUGUAGAUGGAAAGAAGAAGGGCAAAGGUGGAUUUGGAUUUGGAAUGAAAAUGCCCAAAAUUCAUGGACCCAACUUCGGAUUUGGAGGCCAUGGCAAAGGUGAUAUUGAUGUAGAUGCAGACGUUGAUAUUGAAAGACCAGACCUUGAUGUCAGUGGGGAUGCAGACCUUCCAUCAGGAGGAGUUGGCCUGGAUGUUGGAGGAGGGAUCGGAGGAGGAAUCGGUGGAGGAAUAGACAUUGAUGCAAAAGGUCCAGAUGCUGAUCUUUCCAUUGAUGGUCCUGAUGUUGACUUCAAGGGCCCUAAAGUUGGAGGUGAUAUCUCAGGCCCAGACCUUGAUGUGAGUGGACCCGAUCUGGAUAUCGAUGUAGAUGGAAAGAAGAAGGGCAAAGGUGGAUUUGGAUUUGGACUGAAAAUGCCCAAAAUUCAUGGACCCAACUUCGGAUUUGGAGGCAAUGGCAAAGGUGAUAUUGAUGUGGAUGCAGAUGUCGGUGUUGUCAUACCUGAAGGUGAUAUCAAAGUAAAAACUGGCAAGCCUGACAUUGGAGGAGGACUGGAUGUCGGAGGAGGACUCGGUGGAGGACUAGACAUUGAUGCUAAAGGUCCUGAUGUUGACAUAAAAGGACCAAAAGUUGGAGGUGACAUCUCAGGCCCAGACCUUGAUGUAAGUGGACCUGAUCUGGACAUAGAUGGAGGUGGAAAGAAGGGCAAAGGUGGAUUUGGAUUUGGACUGAAAAUGCCCAAAUUCGGAUUUGGAGGCCAUGGCAAAGGUGAUAUUGAUGUAGAUGCAGACGCUGAUAUAGAAAGACCUGACCUUGAUGUCAGUGGGGAAGCAGACCUUCCAUCGGGAGGAGUUGGCCUGGAUAUCAGCGGUGGAGCUGGAGGUGAUAUUGAUGCUGACUUACCCAAAGGCGACAUUUCCAUUGAUGGACCUGAUGCUGAUAUCAAAGGCCCUAAAAUCAAAGGAGGCAAGAAGAAGAAGGGCAAAGGUGGAUUUGGAUUUGGACUGAAAAUGCCCAAAUUCCAUGGAUUUGGAGGCCAUGGCAAAGGUGAUAUUGACGUAGAUGCAGAUGUUGAAAUUGACAAACCUGAAGUUGAUGUCAACUUGAAGACUGGCAAGCCUGACAUUGGAGGAGGACUUGAUGUUGGAGGAGGUAUUGGUGGAGGACUAGACAUUGAUGCUAAUGGUCCUGAUGUUGACAUAAAAGGACCAAAAGUUGGAGGUGACAUCUCAGGCCCAGACCUUGACGUAAGUGGACCCGAUCUGGAUAUCGAUGUAGAUGGACAGAAAAAGGGAAAAGGUGGAUUUGGAUUUGGACUGAAAAUGCCCAAAUUCGGGUUUGGAGGCCAUGGCAAAGGUGAUAUUGACGUAGAUGCAGACGUUGAUAUUGAAAGACCUGACCUUGAUGUCAGUGGGGAUGCAGACCUUCCAUCAGGAGGAGUUGGCCUGGAUAUCAGCGGUGGAGCUGGAGGUGAUAUUGAUGCUGACCUACCCAAAGGAGACAUUUCAAUUGAUGGACCUGAUGUAGACAUCAAAGGCCCUAAAAUCAAAGGCAGCGGUAAGAAGAAGGGCAAAGGUGGAUUUGGAUUUGGAAUGAAAAUGCCCAAAUUCGGAUUUGGAGGCCAUGGCAAAGGUGAUAUUGACGUAGAUGCAGACGUUGAUAUUGAGAGACCUGACCUUGAUGUCAGUGGGGAUGCAGACCUUCCAUCAGGAGGAGUUGGCCUGGAUGUUGGAGGAGGGAUCGGAGGCGGACUCGGUGGAGGACUAGACAUUGAUGCCAAUGGUCCUGAUGUUGACAUCAAGGGGCCAAAAGUUGGAGGUGACAUCUCAGGCCCAGACCUUGAUGUGAGUGGACCCGAUCUGGAUAUCGAUGUAGAUGGAAAGAAAAAGGGAAAAGGUGGAUUUGGAUUUGGACUAAAAAUGCCCAAAAUUCAUGGACCCAACUUUGGAUUUGGAGGCCAUGGCAAAGGUGAUAUCGAUGUAGAUGCAGAUGGCGGUGUUGUCAUACCUGAAGGUGAUAUCAAAGUAAAGACUGGCAAGCCUGAUAUCGGAGGUGAUGUUGAUUUGCCAUCUGGUGGAGUUGACCUGGAUGUUGGAGGAGGAAUUGGAGGAGGGAUCGGAGGAGGACUUGGUGGAGGACUAGACAUUGAUGCCAAAGGUCCUGAUGUUGACAUCAAGGGGCCAAGAGUUGGAGGUGACAUCUCAGGCCCAGACCUAGAUGUAAGUGGACCCGAUGUUGAUAUCGAUGUAGAUGGAAAGAAGAAGGGCAAAGGUGGAUUUGGAUUUGGACUGAAAAUGCCCAAAAUUCAUGGGCCUAAUUUCGGAUUUGGAGGCCAUGGCAAAGGUGAUAUUGACGUAGAUGCAGACGUUGAUAUUGAGAGACCUGACCUUGAUGUCAGUGGGGAUGCAGACCUUCCAUCAGGAGGAGUUGGCCUGGAUGUUGGAGGAGGGAUCGGAGGAGGACUUGGUGGAGGACUAGACAUUGAUGCCAAUGGUCCUGAUGUUGACAUCAAGGGGCCAAGAGUUGGAGGUGACAUCUCAGGCCCAGACCUAGAUGUAAGUGGACCCGAUGUAGAUAUCGAUGUAGAUGGAAAGAAGAAGGGCAAAGGUGGAUUUGGAUUUGGAAUGAAAAUGCCCAAAUUCGGAUUUGGAGGCCAUGGCAAAGGUGAUAUUGACGUAGAUGCAGACGUUGAUAUUGAGAGACCUGACCUUGAUGUCAGUGGGGAUGCAGACCUUCCAUCAGGAGGAGUUGGCCUGGAUGUUGGAGGAGGGAUCGGAGGAGGACUCGGUGGAGGACUAGACAUUGAUGCCAAUGGUCCUGAUGUUGACAUCAAGGGGCCAAAAGUUGGAGGAGACAUCUCAGGCCCAGACCUUGAUGUAAGUGGACCCGAUCUGGAUAUCGAUGUAGAUGGAAAGAAGAAGGGCAAAGGGGGAUUUGGAUUUGGACUGAAAAUGCCCAAAAUUCAUGGACCCAACUUUGGAUUUGGAGGCCAUGGCAAAGGUGAUAUCGAUGUAGAUGCAGAUGGCGGUGUUGUCAUACCUGAAGGUGAUAUCAAAGUAAAGACUGGCAAGCCUGAUAUCGGAGGUGAUAUUGAUUUGCCAUCUGGUGGAGUUGACCUGGAUGUUGGAGGAGGGAUCGGAGGAGGAAUUGAUGGAGGACUCGACAUUGAUGCCAAGGGGCCAAAAGUUGGAGGUGACAUCUCAGGCCCAGACCUUGAUGUAAGUGGACCUGAUCUGGACAUCGAUGGAGAUGGAAAGAAGAAGGGCAAAGGUGGAUUUGGAUUUGGACUGAAAAUGCCCAAAUUUGGAUUUGGAGGCCAUGGCAAAGGUGAUAUUGAUGUAGAUGCAGACGUCGACAUUGAGAGACCUGACCUUGAUGUCAGUGGGGAUGCAGACCUUCCAUCAGGAGGAGUUGGCCUGGAUAUCGGUGGUGGAGCUGGAGGUAAUAUUGAUGCUGACCUACCGAAAGGAGACAUUUCCAUUGAUGGACCUGAUGUUGACAUAAAUGGCCCUAAAAUCAAAGGCAGAGGCAGUGGGAAGAAAAAGGGCAAAGGUGGAUUCGGCUUUGGACUGAAAAUGCCCAAAUUUGGAGGUCAUGGUGGGGCAGGAGAUGUUGAUGCUGACAUUGAUGCUGGAGGAGGAAUUGGAGGAAAAGCUGGACUAGGGGGAGGAAUUGGUGUAGAUCUGAAUGGACCUGAUGCUGAUAUUGACAUUAAAGGACCCAAAAUUGGAGGUGGUAUCUCGGGGCCUGAUAUUGAUGGAGGAGCAGACAUCAACAUUAAACCAGAGACCGAUAUCAACAUCAAAGCAGGAAAGCCAGACAUUGAUAUGGGAAUCGGAGGUGGUCUUGGUGGAACAGUAGCUGUAGGAAAUGUUGAUGUUGAUGGCCCUGAUGCUGAUCUUGAUGUAAAUAUUAAAGGACCAAAAGUGAAGAAAGGAAGCAAAGGCAAGGGGAAAUUCAAGUUGGGAGGCUUCAAGUUUGGAUCUAAAGGACAUGAAGCAGAUGCUGAUCUCUCAGGAAAAGUUGAUGUUGGUGCUCCAGAUGUUGAUGCUUCCGUUAAUGGUGGGGGUCUUGAUGUAGAUGCACCAGAUGCUGGAUUUAGCCUUGGUGGAAAGAAAAAGAAAUACAACAUUUCUGGAGGAGGAAAGAAAGACAAAGGCUUUGGCAUUGGUGGCAAGUUCAAGCUAGGAGGAGAUGCAGAUGUUGAUGCUCCAGAUGUGAAAGUCGGAGGAGACAUCGAUGCUGAUGUUAAAGGAGACAUUGAUGUAAAUGCACCAGAUGUCGACAUUAAGGGAGGUGUAAAAGGGAAGAAGAAGAAGAAGAAAAGAAAGAGCAAGAAGUUUGGAUUUGGUGGAUUCAACCUGGGAUUUGGAGGCAGUGGUGAUCAUACAUCCUCAUCAGAUUCAAGCUCAAGUUCAGAUGAAGAAGGUGGUGGCCGCAAGGGCUUCGGAUUUGGCUUCAAAGGUCCAAAGCUUGGAGGAGGAGUAGAUGCUGGUGGUGACUUGAAAGUAAAAGGACCCGAUAUGAAUGUUGAUGCCAAUGGAGAAUUACCAGAUGUCAAGACUGAUAUUGGAGGAGGAGGAGGACUCGGUGGAAACCUCGGAGGAGGGGGAGGAGGAUUUGGCAUUGGUGGAGGAGGAAUAAAUGUUGAUGCCAAUGUUGACAAACCAGACUUCAGUCUAGGAGGAGGAGGAGGAGUAGACCUAGAUGCUAAUGUAGGCAAACCAGACAUCAGUCUAGGAGGAGGAGGACUCGGUGGAAACCUCGGAGGAGGGGGAGGAGGAUUUGGCAUUGGUGGAGGAGGAAUAAAUGUUGAUGCCAAUGUUGACAAACCAGACAUUAACCUAGGAGGAGGAGGAGGACUCGGCGGAAGCCUAGGUGGAGGAGGAGGAGUAGACCUAGAUGCUAAUGUAGGCAAACCAGACAUCAGCCUAGGAGGAGGAGGAGGACUUGGUGGAAACCUCGGAGGAGGGGGAGGAGGAUUUGGCAUUGGUGGAGGAGGAAUAAAUGUUGAUGCCAAUGUUGACAAACCAGACUUCAGUCUAGGAGGAGGAGGAGGACUCGGCGGAAGCCUAGGCGGAGGAGGAGGAGUAGACCUAGAUGCUAAUGUUGGCAAACCAGACAUCAGCCUAGGAGGAGGAGGAGUAGACCUAGAUGCUAAUGUUGACAAACCAGACAUCAACCUUGGAGGAGGAGGAGGACUUGGUGGAACCCUCGGAGGAGGGGGAGGAGGAUUUGGCAUUGGUGGAGGAGGAGUAGACCUAGAUGCUAAUGUUGACAAACCAGACAUCAACCUUGGAGGAGGAGGAGGACUCGGUGGAAACCUCGGAGGAAACCUCGGAGGAGGGGGAGGAGGAUUUGGCAUUGGUGGAGGAGGAAUAAAUGUUGAUGCCAAUGUUGACAAACCAGACUUCAGUCUAGGAGGAGGAGGAGGACUCGGCGGAAGCCUAGGCGGAGGAGGAGGAGUGGACCUAGAUGCUAAUGUUGACAAACCAGACAUCAACCUAGGAGGAGGAGGAGGACUCGGCUUUGGUGGCAAAGGUGGAUUUGGAGGAGGCAUUGGACUUCCAUCUGGAAAAGCAUCAUUGAGUGGUCCAGAUAUAGACGUUGGUGGAAAGGGUGGACUUGAUGUAGAUGUCAAUAAACCAGACCUCGAUGUCUCUGGAGGACUUGGUGGGGAACUGGGUGGAGGACUUGGAGGUGGAAUCAGUGGUGGUAUUGGUGCUCCAUCAGGAGGUCUUUCUCUCGAUGGACCAGAUGUGUCUGUAAAACCAGAAGCUGAUAUCAACAUUCGUGCAGGAAAACCUAAUGUUGAUCUACCAGAAGCAGAUCUGAAACUUGAUGCACCGGAUAUUGAUGCUCCAGAUGCUGGACUUGGAUUUGGUUUCGGGAAAAAGGGAAAAGGAUCUGGAAAGAAAGGAAAGGGUGGAUUUGGAUUUGGAUUUGGAAAGUCAGCAAAAGGGUCUGCUGAAGUUCCAGAUGUAGACAUUUCAGCCAAAGGCGAUGUUGACAUCAAAGGACCUGAUGUCGCUGUUGGAGGGGAUGGAGAUGCAGAUUUGUCGGGAGAUUUGAGCGUGAGUCCUCCAGAGGGUAAAUUUGAUAUUGGCGGUAAAGGGAAGAAGAAGAAGAAAAAGAAGAAGGGAGGUUUCUUUGGCAUAAACCUUAGCUUUGGUGGAUCUGAUUCUGAUUCUGAUGAUGACAAGAAAGAUGUUAAGCUUGGUGGUGGCAUUGGAGCGGACAUUGAUGUGAAAGGCCCAAACGUAAAAGGUGAUGCUGAUCUUAGUGGUGGACUAGAUGGCAAGGUAAAUCUUGGUGGAGGUGGCAUCACUAUUGGCGCUGCAGAUGUAGAUGCUGGCCUUGAUGUAGUCAAGCCGGAAGCAGAUAUUAAUAUCAAAUCAUCCAAGCCAGGGGCUAACAUCGGUGGGGACAUUGGUGUUGGUGGCAUAAAAGAUGUAGAUAUUGAAGGGCCAAAAGCAGACAUUGGAGGUGGCUUUAACAUCGGUGGAAAGAAGGGUUCAGGCAAGAAAGGCAAAGGGGGAGGAUUUCACUUCGGGAAAGCAAAAUUAGGAGGCGGAGCUAAAGGUCAUGUGAAUGGAGAUGCUGAUCUCAAUGCCCCAGAAAUAUCAGCCGGUAUAGGAGGAGAUGCCAAUUUAGGUGGUAAUGCCAGUUCUCCUGAUGUUGAUCUUAAAGGUCCAGACAUAGAUGCACCAUCAGGCGGCUUUGGCUUUGGUUUUGGAAAGAAAGACAAGAAAGGAGGCUCUGGAAAGAAGGACAAAAAAGGAAAAUUCAAGAUCGGUGGAAAAUUGGGAUUCGGAGGCUCAGGAGGUGCAGACAUGGAUGUAGAAUCACCAAAGGGAGAGAUCAAACUGCCUUCGGGUGAUGCGGAUAUUUCUGUUAAACCCGAGGUUGAUAUAGACAUCAAAUCUGCUAAACCAGACAUUGGGGGUACUGCAGACCUGUCCGUGAAAGGGCCAGAUGUUGAUGUAAAUGUACCAGAUGCUUCUCUGGAUGUUAAAGGUCCUGAAAUUGAUGCCCCAUCGGGUGGUUUUGGAUUCGGUUUUGGAAAGAAGGGAAAGAAAGGCUCUGGAAAGAAGGACAAGAAAGGCAAAUUCAAAAUUGGUGGAAAGCUGGGAGGGGGUGCAGAUGUAGAUGUGUCCUCUCCAUCCGGCGAAGAUGACAUCAAUGGCAAAGGAGAUAUAGACGUAGAUGCUCCUGAAGGUGGAUUUGGCCUGAAGUUUGGCAAGAAAGGAAAGAAGGAUGGAUCUGGAAAGAAGGAUAAAAGUGGGAAGUUCAAGAUUGGAGGUAAACUUGGAUUUGGAGGCUCAGGAGGUGGAGGUGCAGACAUCAAAUCACCUGCAAUUGAUGCAUCACUACCAUCAGGGGGAAUAGAUGUCAACGGAGACGCAGAUAUAUCUGUUAAACCUGAAAUAGAUGCUAGCAUCAAAUCCAGUAAGCCAGGAGGAGGUAUCGGAGGGUUUGGUGGUGGAAUAGGUGUAGGAGGAGGUCUCGAUAUGGAUGUUGACAAGCCCAAGCUAGAUAUUGGAGGUGGAAUUGGUGCUGGAACAAAUGGAGAAGUAGAUGUCAAUGUAGCAGACGUGAAAGGAGGAGGAGGAUUUGGCAUUGGAGGAGGCAUUGAUAUUAAUAAACCAGACAUCAACAUUGGGGGAGGUGGUAAACUAGGUGGAGAUGCAAAGGUGGAUGUAGACAAGCCAGACCUUGAUGUAGAUGCUGAUGGUAAAAAGAAAGGAAAAUUUGGAUUUGGAUUUGGCUUCGGCAAAUCGAAAAAGGAUGGUUCCAGUAGUUCCAGCAGUUCCUCAAGCAGCAGCAGUUCAGAUUCCAGUGACUCAGAAGGAAAGAAAAAAUCCAAAAAGGACAAGAAGAAAAAGAAGAAGGGUAAAAAAGGAUUCGGCUUUGGCUUUGGAUUUGGUGGAAAAGGAGACGCUGAUGUAGACAUUCCUAAACCUGAUGUUGACGUUGGAGGUGGAAUAGGAAUUGGAGGAGGCCUAGGUGGAGGCGGAGGUCUAGAUGUCGGUGCUAAUGUUGACAAACCAGACAUCAACCUAGGAGGAGGAGGAGGACUUGGGGGAAACCUCGGAGGAGGGGGAGGAGGAGGAUUUGGCAUUGGUGGAGGAGGAAUAAAUGUUGAUGCCAAUGUUGAAAAACCAGACUUCAGUCUAGGAGGAGGAGGAGGACUCGGCGGAAGCCUAGGUGGAGGAGGAGUCGACCUAGAUGCUAAUGUUGACAAACCAGACAUCAACCUAGGAGGAGGUGCAGACAUUAACCUAGGAGGAGGAGGAGGACUCGGCGGAAGCCUAGGUGGAGGAGGAGUCGACCUAGAUGCUAAUGUUGACAAACCAGACAUCAACCUAGGGGGAGGGGGAGGAGGAGGACUCGGAAGCCUCGGAGGAGGAGAAAUCGGCAUUGGUGGAGGAGGAAUGAAUGUUGAUGCCAAUGUUGAAAAACCAGACUUCAGUCUAGGAGGAGGAGGACUCGGUGGAAGCCUAGGUGGAGGAGGAGUCGACCUAGAUGCUAAUGUUGACAAACCAGACAUCAACCUAGGAGGAGGAGCAGACAUUAACCUAGGAGGAGGAGGAGGAGGAGGAGGAGGUGGAUUUGGCUUUGGCUUUGGCAAAUCUAAAAAAGAUAGUUCCAGCAGUUCCUCAAGCAGCAGCAGUUCAGAUUCCAAUGACUCAGAAGGAAAGAAAAAAUCCAAAAAGGACAAGAAGAAAAAGAAGAAGGGUAAAAAAGGAUUCGGCUUUGGCUUUGGAUUUGGUGGAAAAGGAGACGCUGAUGUAGACAUUCCUAAACCUGAUGUUGACGUUGGAGGUGGAAUAGGCAUUGGAGGAGGUCUAGGUGGAGGAGGAGGAGGAUUCGGCAUUGGUGGAGGAGGAAUAAAUGUUGAUGCCAAUGUUGAGAAACCAGACUUCAGCCUAGGAGGUGGAGGAGGACUUGGCAGAAGCCUAGGUGGAGGAGGAGGAGUUGACCUAGAUGCUAAUGUUGACAAACCAGACAUCAACCUAGGAGGUGGAGGAGGACUCGGCGGAAGCCUAGGAGGAGGAGGAGGAGUUGACCUAGAUGCUAAUAUUGACAAACCAGACAUCAGCCUAGGAGGAGGAGGUGGACUCAGCGGAAGCCUAGGAGGAGGUCUCGGCGGAAGCCUAGGUGGAGGAGGAGUUGACCUAGAUGCUAAUGUUGACAAACCAGAGAUCGGCCUAGGAGGAGGAGGAGGAGGAUUCGGCAUUGGUGGAGGAGGAAUAAAUGUUGAUGCCAAUGUUGAGAAACCAGACUUCAGCCUAGGAGGAGGAGGAGGAGGACUCGGCGGAAGCCUAGGUGGAGGAGGAGUCGACCUAGAUGCUAAAGUUGACAAACCAGACAUCAGCCUAGGAGGAGGAGGAGGAGGAUUCGGCAUUGGUGGAGGAGGAAUAAAUGUUGAUGCCAAUGUUGAGAAACCAGACUUCAGCCUAGGAGGUGGAGGAGGACUCGGCGGAAGCCUAGGUGGAGGAGGAGGAGUUGACCUAGAUGCUAAUGUUGACAAACCAGACAUCAGCCUAGGAGGAGGAGGUGGAAUCGGCGGAAGCCUAGGAGGAGGUCUCGGCGGAAGCCUAGGUGGAGGAGGAGUUGACCUAGAUGCUAAUGUUGACAAACCAGAGAUCGGCCUAGGAGGAGGAGGAGGAGGAGGUGGAUUUGGAUUUGGCAUUGGUGGAGGAGGAAUAAAUGUUGAUGCCGAUGUUGACAAACCAGACUUCAGCCUAGGUGGAGGAGGAGUUGACCUAGAUGCUAAUGUUGACAAACGAGAGAUCGGCCUAGGAGGAGGAGGAGGAGGAGGUGGAUUUGGAUUUGGCAUUGGUGGAGGAGGAAUAAAUGUUGAUGCCAAUGUUGAGAAACCAGACUUCAGCCUAGGAGGUGGAGGAGGACUUGGCGGAAGCCUAGGUGGAGGAGGAGGAGUUGACCUAGAUGCUAAUGUUGACAAACCAGACAUCAGCCUAGGAGGAGGAGGUGGAAUCGGCGGAAGCCUAGGAGGAGGUCUCGGCGGAAGCCUAGGUGGAGGAGGAGUUGACCUAGAUGCUAAUGUUGACAAACCAGAGAUCGGCCUAGGAGGAGGAGGAGGAGGAGGUGGAUUUGGAUUUGGCAUUGGUGGAGGAGGAAUAAAUGUUGAUGCCGAUGUUGACAAACCAGACUUCAGCCUUGGAGGAGGUGGACUCGGCGGAAGCCUAGGAGGAGGUCUCGGCGGAAGCCUAGGUGGAGGAGGAGUUGACCUAGAUGCUAAUGUUGACAAACGAGAGAUCGGCCUAGGAGGAGGAGGAGGAGGAGGUGGAUUUGGAUUUGGCAUUGGUGGAGGAGGAAUAAAUGUUGAUGCCAAUGUUGAGAAACCAGACUUCAGCCUAGGAGGUGGAGGAGGACUUGGCGGAAGCCUAGGUGGAGGAGGAGGAGUUGACCUAGAUGCUAAUGUUGACAAACCAGACAUCAGCCUAGGAGGAGGAGGUGGGCUCGGCGGAAGCCUAGGAGGAGGAGGUGGAUUUGGAUUUGGCAUUGGUGGAGGAGGAAUAAAUGUUGAUGCCGAUGUUGACAAACCAGACUUGAGCCUAGGAGGUGGAGGAGGACUCGGCAUUGGUGGAGGAGGAAUAAAUGUUGAUGCCGAUGUUGACAAACCAGACUUCAGCCUAGGAGGAGGAGGAGGACUCGGCGGAAGCCUAGGUGGAGGAGGAGGAGUAGACCUAGAUGCUAAUGUUGACAAACGAGAGAUCGGCCUAGGAGGAGGAGGAGGAGGAGGUGGAUUUGGAUUUGGCAUUGGUGGAGGAGGAGUAGACCUAGAUGCUAAUGUAGACAAACCUGACUUGAGCCUAGGAGGAGGAGGAGGAGGAUUUGGCAUUGGUGGAGGAGGAAUAAAUGUUGAUGCCGAUGUUGACAAACCAGACUUCAGCCUAGGAGGAGGAGGAGGACUCGGCGGAAGCCUAGGAGGAGGAGGAGGAAUAGAUGUAGAUGCUAAUGUUGACAAACCAGAUUUCAGCAUUGGUGGACAAGGGGGCAUUGGGGGAGGAUCGAAUGUGGACAUAGGAGGAGGCUUUGGAGGUGGUAUUGGUAGCAGCAGCCUUGGCAUUGGUGGUGUUGAUGCAGAUGGAAAGGGUGAUAUGAAGUUAGGCUUAGGUGGUGAUAUAAAUACUGAUGGUGAUUUAUCUUCCAACAUUCCUUCUGCAUCGCUUGGUGGUGGUGGAGCCCUGGGUGCAGAUGUCUCAGCAGGUGGUGAUGCAGGUGCUGGUAUUAAUGUAGAUUUACCUGAAGGAGGAAUUAGCAUUGGAGGAAGCCUUGGUAUAGGUGGGGGAAAGAAGGAAAAGAAGAAAAAGAGGAAGGACCGCAAGAAAGACGGGAGCGAGAAAAAAGAGAAGAAGGACAAAAAAAAGAAGAAGUCUGGAUUCAGUCUUCUAGGAGCGGUUGGAAUUGGUAGUGGAUCUGAAAGCUCAUCCUCAUCCUCGUCUUCGUCGGAUUCAGAAGGUUUCUUCUCCAGGGUCGCGGAUGCAAUUGGUAUUGGCUCAGACUCUGAUAAAGAUGACAACCCAAACUCAAACAAUAACAAUGGCAAUGUUCUAAAUGUUAACAACAGCAAUUCAGAUGAUAUUGAAGUACAAGAGAAUCACAAUAAUAAUGCAAAUGAUGACGAGAAAGCUGGAGCUGCAGGAACGAGUUCUCCCCAUUCAAAGUCUGAAGGGAAACAUAAGAAAGAAUCUAGCGACAAGGCGAAGAGAAAAGGUCUCGGCAAAUUGUUUGGAGGCAAGAGGAAGCCGCGCGAUGUCAUGCUGGAAAUUCCAGCUGAAGCCACAGAAGGGAAACCCAGUGACGCACAGCGCAAGCCUCUUUCAGAACUUCAAAGCAGCACAGAUGCAACACCAUCCCAACAAGUCACAGUACCCUCACAGUACUCUAGAGCAGAAUUUCUUCCAAGGUCACCAAAAGUAGCAGCAGAAGCAGUAGAAGCACCAAAGAGCAGAAACAAGAAGAGGAGAGCCCCCCUACCUCCAUCAGAAAGAACGGCUUCAUUAUCUCGUGAUUCCAUCUCAGAAGGUUCUUGGCCAUCAACAACAUCACUUGAGUCUGUGCCAUCAUCAGCAUUGAAGACGACACCAUCUCUAGCCUCAGUGCCACAGGAGAGCAAGAUUACCAGGAGAGAGGCGCCAGCAACAGAAAAAGUCACGGGCCACCCCAUGGGAGGAAUGCAGACCGUACCAGUCCAGCCAGCUACCACCAUCUCAUCGGGGACACCAGAGCAGAGGCUAAGUGAAUAAGGACAACCGGCAUCUACUAACCAAGAGACUGAACCACAACAAAAGUCAGAUGAACCGUGUACAGCUGUUUUAUAUCAAAAAAAUAUUUGUAAGUUUAUAUGUCUAUAUAAGUUUGUUUACAAAUGUUGAAACCUAAAGUUGCUAUUUCAGUUUUGUACUAGAACAUAUUAUUUGUUAAAUGAUUAAUAAUUCUUGAAAAGAUAUUAACUAAUGGGGAAACUGAUCUUAACUUUUUGAAAACUAUGGCAGAACAUUGGGAGUUUGGUGGCAUUUUUUAACAGAAUAGGACCAAUAAUUGUAGUGAAAUGUAGUAACACUUGUAUGGAUCUAAGAUCGCAGAGCUACACAGUCAAUGGUUAAAUUAGCAGACACUUUUAGUCUGAUCAAUGGUUAUACUCAAUCUGAUUAUGUUUUUCUGGAAUAUUACAAUUAUUCUAUUUUCUUUUUCUUUGAAGGAUCCAUGCUAUUUGUAUAAAAUUUGGCAAAUUGCGGAAUUUAAGUGGACAGUUUGUGUUCUGUUAACCAGAGUUCAAAUGACCUUUUGUAAUUGUCAUUUCUUUUAUACUAAAUUGUUCCGCAAAUUUCAGUCGGCCUUAACAUACAGUAUGUAAAGAGCUUAUGUUUUGCCAUUAUACACCUUCAUACGAGAAACUCUAAAUCACGGAGUAAUUAUAGUUGUCUUUCACACCCCUGUACUAGUGAAAGGAUGGAAUUAUUUUGAAAUAUAAUGUUCAGCCUUACACCUCAAUGGGACUCCCAUGUAACUCAACUUUCACCUUUGACCUCUGACCUCUGACCUGUUUCUUACAGUCUGUCAACUUGCCAGACAUGUCAUUACCAACUAUGAAAUUGGAAGGUCAAGAGAAUCCCUCCCUUCUUUGUAGAAGAACUUCCUGUUACAAUCUUUCUUGAAAAGUCUUUCAAAACUGGCAUUAAUUUUGCCCCAUAGUCGUCCACCAGACAAGUAAUAGAGUGAAAAUUGAUUCUUAAAUUUUGACCAAUUCCACAUGGGUAUGAAUACUGGGUAAGGGGUGUGAAUUUUAUCUCUUUAUAAUAAAGCUUUCUUUGAGAACCUUGCUUUUGGUUUGCAUCGAGUCGUGCUGUUUUGGGCAUCUACAUGAUGCUUUUCAUGUCAGAAACCUAUUCGCUGCAAAGCAUACUGUGUAUCUCAUCAAGAAAUUAUCAGUUUUGAUGUAUGAUAUCACAUUUUGUACACAUGUAAAUGUUGAAACCAUUUUUAUGCUCCAAAUGAAUGUUUGAAAAAAAGAGUGCCUUAUACAAGUUACUUGCACAUCUGUCUAUGUAUGUUUAAGACACAGGGUUAGAACUAUUUGAGUUUUUUUGCAGAAACAUUUAAAGAAACUUACAGAGAAAUGGAAUUCCUUUGUUUUCAGAGAUUCCAGACAAUACUGUUUAAAUGAAAAUGCAGGUGUUUGCAUCCAUUUUUGUAAUGGUACAUUUAAUUUGUCAUCUAUCUGCGAAAUUGAUAUUUAUUUUAUUUUCAGUUGACAAAGAGGCAUAAGAGGUAUUAUAACAAAAACAAAAAAAAUGAUAAAGGAAGUGGUUUGAAUCCACUGAAAAUACUUCUAAAAAAGAAAAAUGUUUGAACCCAAAUGAAAAUGGGUAAACUUGACAGAUUAUACAGCGAUAAAUGUGUGCUGCUAGUUUCGCGGUGGUGAAUUUGGUAGCUCUACCCGACAUGGGGCUAUCAAAAUCUCACUCGCAGACUUAAAGCUUCUAAUGUACUCUGCAUGAAUAUAAUCAUGAAGAAAAACAAAUCUGUCAGGUGUAAUAUUUUGAUUUUGAAAAGCCUCUCAAAUGUAGAAUUUAAUUAACUUGUAGUAUUUGUGUUAUUUACAGAAUGGAAUUUAAUGGAAUUUAAUAGUAAUGGAAUCAAUUUGGCACAUUUUGCAUAACUUAUAAAUAUAUAUGUAUUAUGAUGGAGUGGAAGGUAAAUAAGUGUAUAGCUCUCAAUAUGUGACUGACAUUUGUUAUUUUGUUUUGUCAAAAAAUCUGCUCGAUGAAUGCUGAUGAUAUAUGUGGCUUCUAGGAACGGACCAAGACGCUUAAUCCCGGCCUAGCAUUUUGGUCCAUUCCUAGACCAAGAAUUUAGACUUCUUGUGAGGUGCAGAAAUCUUUUUAAAAAAAGACAGUUUAUGACAUGAACAAAGUGAAUGUUAACAAAUGGAUUUACAAAAAAUGGCUAUAUUUUUAUUGUAAAUAAUUCUUGUACCGACAUAUAUGGUUAUAAUAUAACACUCCCAGUAUAAUCUUGAAUUUGAAAAAUCUAUCCCAAUUUUGUAACUUUCAUCUUGUAUAACUUUUGACUGUUCAAUGAAGGAAAAAAUUUACCUUGAACGCAUGUUUGACUUAGAAAAAAAAUAACUUUCAGAAUAUUGCUUGUUUGUAUCGCAUGACAUAAAUCGUUGGCAUAACCAGGCUAGUUAUUAAGCAAUUAUUAAGCAAUAAUACUCUUUCUUUUUAAGAGCAAGUAUUGAAAGUAUAAAUGAUUGCUGGGUAUAAUCUAACCGUGCCUUACAAUUACAUCCCCUUUUCCAUCAUUCAAUUCAGUUUCUUUGUUUCUGAUAGAGACAUUUGCAGUUUAGUUUAUAAACAAAAAGGAGAGAAUAUCUUCAUGGUUAAAUUUAUUUUGUAUGUAGCAACCUGAUUACGUUACUUGUGUACAUGUAUAUUGUUUAGAUGGAUAAUUGAAGAUGUUAUGCUCGUAUGUUGUAUCUUGUUGUUUUUUCCAUCAAUAAAACUGAGUUACCUGAAGAAGUCAAAAUGAAAAAAA
Strongylocentrotus purpuratus (purple sea urchin) is the source of this 19575-nucleotide messenger RNA. Its product is annotated as neuroblast differentiation-associated protein AHNAK. Gene Ontology annotation, biological process: regulation of RNA splicing. The coding region runs from base 195 to 16781 and encodes 5528 amino acids. NCBI's taxonomy places the organism in Eukaryota, Metazoa, Echinodermata, Echinoidea, Camarodonta, Strongylocentrotidae. The record is from RefSeq and is a predicted model, not a curated record. The transcript is spliced from 11 exons. Gene Ontology annotation, cellular component: cytoplasm; nucleus.